UGCAAUUAGUUAUAUAUCAGUCGCAUAUAUAAAUACAGCAGCUCUGUUCAGAAAAUAAAAUUAGUAAAUAUAAAUAAAAACAGUGACAAAAACAAACUUACAAUCUAAAGAAUCCUAUCUUCUCUUCCAUUUCCUUCUUCAUUUUCUGUAUACAUAUGCAAAAUAUGCACUAGCACUAAAACACCACCACACUGCUUCCCUUGUCUUUCUCCUUUCAAGAAAAUAUCCAAACCCAUUAAUGUGCCUCUCUCUCACACUUCCCAUUGCAGUAAAUGCUAACCUCUCUUAUCAGUUCUGUUCACUGUACGGUCGUUUUCAACUACCUCCUUUCAAUUAUAUAAUCUUUUCACACUUGCCAUUCUCGCAUUUAUUAUAGACAUUCAUACCAGAACUACAUUGCUGGUUUUAGCUCUGAAAAUCUUAGUUCCUCUUUUCAAGGUUUUGUCCCGUCUCUUUUUUUGCUUCUCUCUUCCAUUGGCUUUGGCUAAAGGUUUUGCUUGUUUUGUGUUUUUUCUUGACAGUAUCCUAACUGCAUUCUUUGUUUCGUUAACUUUCUUUCUUUAUUUUCUAGCUCAUGGGUUUCGACAACUCUGCUUAACCGCUUGCCAUUUUACGAAAAAAGUGAAUUCUUUAAUUUUUCCCAAGAGAAUUAGCCUCUUUUGAUUCCUGGGUUUCCUCGAAUUAGGUGAAAAGUCAGCAUCUUUUUAUGUCUUAUGAUUCGGGUCUAAAUUUCCUGAAUUCUCUUCUUGAGUUGGUUUGGGUUUAAACAGAGCUUCGUUUUUCUGUUUUAAUGGUUCUGUUUUUCAGUCUCUUGCAUUCAUCUUCCUUCUCGGGUUUUGGUUCACCUUAGUGAAACGCAUAAAGUCUGGGCCUUGAGAAUAGUCCUCAAUGGGGUUGGUAAAUUGGUUUCUCAUACUGUUUCUUUCAUGGGCAUUCCUUAUCCCUAGGACCCAUGAGUUACAAACCUAUCAAUAUCAGCUUUUACUACAGGUCAGGAAGCAUUUGGAGUACCCUUCACAAUUGGAUAUAUGGGGAAGUUACAGUGGAGAACCUUGCAACCUGCCUUCAACUUUGUAUAUGAGCAUCAUUUGCAAGGACAAUGUUAUAACUGAGCUUAAAAUUAAGGGUGAUAAGAUUGUAAGGGUUAGCGACUUCAAUGGAUUUGCAAUUCCUGGUCCGACUUUAUCUCAGAGUUUCUCUAUUGAUUCUCUUGUUACAACAUUGGCAAGAUUAACCAGCUUGAGAGUUGUUAGCUUAGUUUCUUUGGGGAUUUGGGGACCACUUCCUGAUAAGAUUCACAGGCUAUAUUCACUUGAAUUCUUGGACUUGAGCUCAAAUUUUUUGUUUGGUUCAGUUCCUCCCCAAAUAUCAAGACUGGUUAAGCUUAAUUCUUUGGUAUUAGAUGGGAAUUAUUUCAAUGGAUCUAUCCCGGAUUGGUUGGAUUCCUUGUCGAAUCUCACUGUUUUGAGCUUAAAGAAUAACCGGUUUAAGGGACAGUUUCCUUCUUCAAUAUGCAGAAUUUCCACAUUAACUGAUAUUGCCUUCUGUCACAAUCAGCUUACUGGUACAUUGCCUGAUUUGAGUGCCUUAACUAGCCUGCAUGUGUUGGAUUUAAGAGAGAACAAUUUAGAUUCUGACUUACCUACAAUGCCUAAAGGGUUGAUUACAAUUCUCCUAAGCAAUAAUUCCUUCUCAGGGAAAAUUCGUGCACAAUUUGAUCAGUUGAGUCAACUUCAACAUCUUGAUUUGUCAUUAAAUCGUCUGAGUGGAACACCUCCAUCUUCCCUGUUCUCUUUGCCAAACAUCAGGUAUUUGAACUUAGCUUCAAAUAUGCUCAGUGGAUCACUUCCAGACCAUCUCAGUUGUGGUUCCAACCUUGGGUUCGUGGAUAUUUCUACAAACAAAUUCAUUGGUGGACUUCCCUCUUGCUUGGGCAGUAUGUCAAACAAGAGAGCAAUUAAGUUUGGUGGGAAUUGUUUAUCCAUUAAUGGCCAAUAUCAGCAUCAAGAGCCAUACUGUGAAGAGGCCAAUAUAGAGGCAAAGCAAUCAAGAGGUAGAGCGGUAGGAACGUUGGUUGCUGUCAUUGGAGGAGCAGUUCUUGUUAUGGUGCUUGUGGCAUUAGGAGUUCUGUUUUUUUGCAGAAGAUACAGUUCUAGAAGAACAUUUGAGCAAAAUAUAUUCGCCAAGGCUGUGCAAGAUAAUGCGCCCACUGCAGUUUCCUCCGAAGUUCUUGCAAAUGCCAGAUUCAUUUCUCAAACAGCCAAGCUUGGUACACAAGGUGCCCCAGUACACCGUGUGUUUUCCUUUGAAGAAUUGACAGAAGCCACAAACAACUUUGAUUCAUCAACAUUUAUGGGGGAAGGCUCCAUUGGAAAGAUUUACAGAGGAAGAUUGGAGAAUGGCACCAAUGUUGCUAUACGGUCUCUGACUUUAUUGAAGAAAAAUUCAAUUCAAAAUCUUAAAGUUCGGCUGGAUUUACUUUCAAAGCUUCAUCAUCCACAUUUGGUUGGUCUCUUGGGUUAUUGCAUUGACAGCUGUGGACUAGAUGAUUUAAGUGGCAUCAAAGUCUUCCUUAUUUACGAAUAUGUAUCUAAUGGAAACUAUCGUGCCCAUCUGUCAGAAACUUGCCCUGAAAAAGUCCUCAAGUGGUCGCACAGAUUGGCAAUUCUUAUUGGUGUUGCUAAGGCUGUGCAUUUUCUACAUACUGGGGUGAUUCCUGGUACUCUCAACAAUCGACUCAAAACAAACAAUAUAUUGCUUGAUGAGCAUCGGAUUGCGAAACUGAGUGACUAUGGCAUGGCUGUAAUGACAGAAGAGAUUGAAAAACUAGAGGUGAAGGCGGAGACCCAAAAAUCACGUUACAGGACAAACUUAGAGGAUGAUGUUUACAACUUUGGGUUUGUACUUCUUGAAUCGCUUGUCGGCCCCAUAGUAACUGGGAAAGGAGAAGCCUUUCUGCUCAAUGAAAUGGCAUCAUUUGGCAGCCAGGAUGGAAGAAGGCGUAUUGUGGACCCAGUUGUCUUAACCACAUGCUCACAGGAAUCAUUAUCAAUUGUGGUCUCUAUCACAAGCAAAUGCAUUUCUCCUGAGCCUUCAUCUCGUCCUUCUUUUGAGGAUGUCCUGUGGAACUUGCAAUAUGCAGCUCAAGUCCAGGCCACAGCUGAUGCCGAUCAAAAAUCAGAUUCUACGUCACAGUCAUAAGUAAUGCAGAUUAAACCUCUGGCUACAAUCUCAAUUAGGCUUAAAUUACUAUUACUUUUGUAGUGAUCCCAAUACCCAAAAGAGGUUAAAUACCAAAGUUGUGGAGAAAGAAUCAAGUCCUGAAAAGGUAGCCCUAACCUUGUCUCUAGAAGCAAACUAUCCACAUAAAAAGCAACUGGGCUAGCGGUUGGAACUGAAGGUAAGGUUGCCCUUCCAGUUCAUGUAGAGCAUGUUGCCCAUUGUACAAGUAUUUCCUGAAGAUUGGAUUAAGUAUGUUGAAAUUAGAAAUGUUAUUUGUUCCUAUGUUGUUGAGAGUUGUCAGGUAGAACUUUUAAUCUUAAGCAAAGGAAGGAGGGCAGUCAAAUCCUACCAGGAGGAUAAAAAAUAUAAAAAGAACAAAAGGACUCUUGAAAUAUACAGUUACUAAGAAGACAAAAAAUCAUAAAACAUAGUAUUUGGUUAUUCUUGGA
Molecule: messenger RNA, 3671 nt
Organism: Ricinus communis (castor bean)
Lineage: Eukaryota; Viridiplantae; Streptophyta; Magnoliopsida; Malpighiales; Euphorbiaceae
Product: probable inactive leucine-rich repeat receptor-like protein kinase At3g03770
Exons: 8
Coding region: 889-3201 (770 amino acids)
Biological process (GO): protein phosphorylation
Molecular function (GO): protein binding; ATP binding; protein kinase activity
Source: RefSeq, a predicted model, not a curated record